AUGAACAUGACCUUUAGUCGCGUGGACGCUCAGGCCAUUGCCAGACGCAACGAGAUACCAAAGCACUCUUUGCCUCUUCGACGAGGCCAUUUCGGUCGUGUGCGCAUGACCAAAGAAGACGUACGCAAAUACAUCGCCUUAGCCAAAGAUCUACUGGGUGAUGCCCUGAACAAGGCACACGCAGACCGUCAAGUAGGCAACAUCGACUACCGCACGUGGAAACAGCUCGGAUCGCACGCCGGAUUUAAGCGUCUCACCACAACGGGUGACAAUAGCAGAGACAUGCAUUACCGUCUACAAGGUCAUGUGCGAGCCUCACUUGAUGACCUCAUGGACGUCAUAUACGCGGACUCGACGGCGCAGGUAAUAAAGCGUCGUCAAGUUCUUUACAACGACAGCUUGGAUGCACAGACAUUGUGUGUGCUUAAGGAACGCAAUGCAGAGAAUAUGCACGAGCACAUUUCAAUUCGUUGGGAGGCGAUUAACCUGAGCAACAACAGUCCUAUCUACCAGCGGGAUAUGUGUUUCCUCGAGUUCACGGGCGUGGCCACAGACAUAGAUGGUCUUCCAGUGGGCUUUAUGAUCAAGCAGGCUCUCGAACGCAACGAGUGCGUGUCGCUCAAGGAGUCGCAUGGACUGGCACGACAUGAUUUCACGGAGGUCAUGCUGUUGCGAGCAAAGGAUAAUGCCAGCCACACAGAAAUUAUACUGGACGGUGCUAUCCGGCAUCCUCAAAACCUUCCGGGAUGGCUCGUUCACUCUUUUCUUGAAAACAUGGCAACGUGUUUAAGUAAAUUGCCGAUCAUCGUGCAGGAAAAGUUGUUGGCCAGGUUGCCGGUGAUCAAGGACUGGCAGUUUGUGCCUCAUUCGACUCGCAAGAACUGCCACGUUUGUGCGAGCAAAUUCGGCAUGCUAUCGAAGAAAAUUAGCUGCCGUAGUUGCGGUGAAGUGGCCUGCAAGUCUUGCAUCGUGACGCGCACGGUGGGCGAGAAGACCAAGUUCUGCACUAAGUGUAUCCUCAUGGUAUCGUCCCAGUCCGAAUCCAUCGUUCAGUCCGAAUGUGGAUCGGCCUCCUACAUCACAUCCUCAUCUUCUGAACGAAGUCGCAGUGAUCGGAAGUCUCAAGUCUCAUCGCCCUCCAUGCACAGUAAGACCGACGCUAAGAUUGUGCCCAGGAUGCGUGUCGACAUGAGGCUUCUGGAUGAUGCCAAGGCUUGGCGCCGCAACUGCAGCAUUGCUAGUAUUGCUAGCAAAACGAGCUCGAACUCGUACUACAAGAACCGCUGCAGCGGUGACACUGCAUGCUAUGGUUUAGUAGACGAAGAGGUUAUUGAGACGUUAGACACGACUCAAAUGACUCGAUCCGGUCGUGGCUUGUCACCCGUGUUGCUUAGUCAGUGUAAUCGAUUGGCGCCUACGGCCGAAACUGUGGAGGACUCGAUUGCUCACCAGCGACAUCUGCUGAAAAAAAUGUUGUCGCAGGCAAAAAUCUACCAGCAGCAGCAGACAAGGGCGUAA
This is a messenger RNA of Peronospora farinosa, 1518 nucleotides long. Lineage: Eukaryota; Oomycota; Peronosporomycetes; Peronosporales; Peronosporaceae. The record is from the annotation of a GenBank genome assembly.